Molecule: messenger RNA, 707 nt
Organism: Prosopis cineraria
Lineage: Eukaryota; Viridiplantae; Streptophyta; Magnoliopsida; Fabales; Fabaceae
Product: probable histone H2B.3
Exons: 1
Coding region: 102-515 (137 amino acids)
Biological process (GO): nucleosome assembly
Cellular component (GO): nucleosome
Molecular function (GO): protein heterodimerization activity; DNA binding; structural constituent of chromatin
Source: RefSeq, a predicted model, not a curated record
CUCGUAUCAUAUCAUUCUCUGAGCCCCUUGCCUAAGCGACGCGCCCUUUCCUUGUGCCUUCUUGCUAACCACUCAGAAAAGUAGAGGUCUCUUUUGAACAGAUGGCUCCGGCAAAGGCAGAGAAGAAGCCAGCGGAAAAGAAGCCGGCCGAGAAGGCACCAGCGGAGAAGAAGCCCAAGGCGGAGAAGAAGAUCUCAAAGGAGGGAGGCGACAAGAAGAAAAAGAAGGCCAAGAAGAGCGUCGAGACUUAUAAAAUUUACAUUUUCAAAGUCUUGAAGCAGGUCCACCCUGAUAUCGGUAUUUCCAGCAAGGCCAUGGGUAUUAUGAACAGUUUUAUCAAUGAUAUAUUCGAGAAGCUUGCACAGGAGGCAUCUCGACUGGCUAGGUAUAACAAGAAGCCGACUAUUACUUCUCGGGAGAUCCAGACCGCUGUGCGAUUGGUGCUGCCUGGAGAAUUGGCUAAGCAUGCUGUUUCCGAGGGAACCAAGGCCGUGACAAAGUUUACGAGCUCGUAAUUUGGAUAGGAUCUGUCCUGCGAUUAGUUUGAGAUGUGGCGGUUCGUCCUUUUAUUUUGGGGAUCUAGGGUUUUCUGUCUAGCCCAAUCGGUUCCUGUCUGAUUAGGGUUUAUCUUUAUUUUCCUUUCUCGAUUUCUGGUGCUGCAUAUGUAAUGCUAUGAACAGUUCUUAAUUAAAUAUUUGUUCAGAAUA